GGUCUAUAUUUUGUAUAUAUGCAUUCGCGUUGAUCCAGAGUAGAUUAUCCAGGAACGAGAUCUGAACCUUUCAACCUCUGCACAACAAGAGAAACUUUGCGAGACCAUCACUGCUAUCUGGCCCUUAAGUCUCCUUAUCAAUCCGUACAUUGCGGGCCCAAGCCUCUUUUGUCACAACCAACAACCCGAAUCAACAGUCUCUGGAAAAACACACCCACUUGCCUAUAUAUCGCAACCACAACCUACGACAAGUAGAGACGGGAGCCAAUAAGGAAAGAAAAAAAGAUCUGCAGCCUCACCACCUGUCUUUUUUCUGACCCCAGUACACCACCAACAACAACAACAAUCACAAAUACACACAUACACAUACCAUAGAAAAAAAUGGCGACAAGCAGCAGCACCGCCCCCCCAGUGGUCAACUUCAUCACCGGCAACGCCAACAAGCUGGCCGAGGUCAAGGCCAUCCUCGAGCCCGCGGGCAUCACCGUCAACAACCAGAGCCUCGACCUACCCGAGAUCCAGGGCACCGUCGAGGAGGUGACGCUCGAAAAGUGCCGCGUCGCCGCCGACCUCGUCAAGGGGCCCGUCCUCGUCGAGGACACGUGCCUGUGCUUCAACGCCCUCGGCGGCCUGCCGGGGCCUUACAUCAAAUGGUUCAUGAAGUCCAUCGGCCACGAGGGUCUCAACAACCUCCUCGCCGCGUACGACGACAAGUCUGCCGAGGCUGUCGCCACGUUCGGCUUCUCAAAGGGGCCUGGACACCCGCCGCUGCUCUUCCAGGGCCGCACUGACGGCAAGAUCGUUCCUGCUAGAGGACCUACUUUCUUUGGCUGGGAUCCAGUUUUCGAGUACGAGGGACAAACCUACGCUGAAAUGGACAAGGCUGCCAAGAACAAAAUUUCCCACAGGUAUAAGGCUCUGGAGAAGCUGCGGGUGUGGAUUGAGGGCGGCAUGAAGGAAGAAUCAACCUGAAUCAAGUAGCCAUACCACGUACUGCUUCGAUCACCUAACCGGCCGGAAGCAUCAACUGUUCGCCACCCCACGAAGGCGAUGCCGUGUGAGAAGUGGACAAGCACUGGAAGAGCAUAGAGAGCCGUGGUUUGAUGGUCCAAGGUCGAGAAUUGUUGUGCCGCGCCCAAAAUGCUGGCACUAGGAUGUUCUCGUCCGUUGGUUAUAAUACAUGUUCUGUGCAGUGUCUUCUUGUGGUCCGAGAAGCCUAGUCAACUUCGUUAGACUAAUACUCGUUGAGCAAUGCAUUGCGGCAGCUACUCACGCUAACACUUCGAACUCAUGAU
Microdochium trichocladiopsis is the source of this 1295-nucleotide messenger RNA. Its product is annotated as inosine triphosphate pyrophosphatase-like protein. Gene Ontology annotation, biological process: nucleoside triphosphate catabolic process. Lineage: Eukaryota; Fungi; Ascomycota; Sordariomycetes; Xylariales; Microdochiaceae. Gene Ontology annotation, cellular component: cytoplasm. The record is from RefSeq and is a predicted model, not a curated record. The transcript has 5 exons. Bases 382 to 972 code for a protein of 196 amino acids. Gene Ontology annotation, molecular function: nucleoside triphosphate diphosphatase activity.